This is a messenger RNA of Eleginops maclovinus (Patagonian blennie), 2752 nucleotides long. Its product is annotated as cytochrome P450 2K1-like. Gene Ontology annotation, biological process: xenobiotic metabolic process. Gene Ontology annotation, cellular component: intracellular membrane-bounded organelle; cytoplasm. NCBI's taxonomy places the organism in Eukaryota, Metazoa, Chordata, Actinopteri, Perciformes, Eleginopidae. The record is from RefSeq and is a predicted model, not a curated record. Gene Ontology annotation, molecular function: iron ion binding; oxidoreductase activity, acting on paired donors, with incorporation or reduction of molecular oxygen, reduced flavin or flavoprotein as one donor, and incorporation of one atom of oxygen; heme binding. The coding region runs from base 256 to 702 and encodes 148 amino acids. The transcript is spliced from 4 exons.
UGGGUUUUUAUGGAUCUGAGGGGAAUUUCUUGUUUUUUUGUUUUAAUUUGGGAUGUGUGCCAUUUUGUAAAGCACUUUGCGCUGUACCUGCCGUAUGAAAAGCGUUGUAUAAAUAAAGCUUUAUUGUUUUUAUACACAUUUCAGAUAUAUUCCCAAUAUUAGUAUUAUCUCUGCUGUUUCUCAGACCAUUGUCAGCAAGAGAUAGACAAUGUGUUGGGAGGGAAGGAUCAGGCCAGUUUCGACGACAGACACAACAUGCCUUACGUGCAGGCUAUGAUCCAUGAAAUCCAGAGGGUAGCCAACACUGUGCCACUGAGUGUCCCCCACUGUACGAUUAAAGACACAGAGCUUAUGGGAUAUUCCAUUCCCAAGGGUACGCUGAUCAUUCCUAACCUGACCUCAGUGCUUAAUGAGGAGGGACAAUGGAAAUUCCCCAAUGAAUUCAACCCUGAAAACUUCCUUAAUGACCAGGGAGAGUUUGUUAAACCAGAGGCCUUCAUGCCUUUCUCAGCAGGUCCUCGUAUGUGUUUGGGAGAGGGUCUGGCUCGUAUGGAGCUCUUCCUCAUCCUGGUGACGCUGCUCAGGAAGUUCAAUUUCAUCUGGCCUGAGGAUGCAGGAAAGCCAGACUACACUCCAGUCUAUGGCGUCACUCUGACUCCCAAACCAUAUCACAUGAACGUCCAACUCAGGCAAACAAAGUAAAGCUGUCUUCAGAUAUACAGCAGAAACAGAGGAGACAUAGAUUGAUAAAAACAGCUUUUAACUACUCGUAACAAAUACAAAAACAACAAAAGAGAGCGUUUUUAGCCAACUGUAAUGGCUGUAAACAAUACAUUACAUUACAUACAUCAAGGUGAGUGAUCACUCUUUUGGAAAACAUUUAAUUUAUCGUAUAGCUGGAGUACUGGACUUUCACAUUUAUAUAAAUGUCCACUACACAAAACGGUUUCACAAAACGCUGUUUAAUCCUACUGCCACUGGGAAAGUAUUUCUCAGUUCACCAGAUUGUUGGUGUCGGGCGUCUGUGACCACAACCCGCAAUGGCGCGUAUAUCUCAGGAACUAUCACAGGGAAACAGACAACAUGUUAAGCUACCUAUCAUGUGGCCUCCACUGGUACCUUGCUGCCUGAGCCCGCAAUCAAUAAUAAUAAUAAUAAUAAUGAUGACUUGGAUUUAUAUAGCGCCUUUCAUAAUACCCAAGGUCACUUCACAAAGUGGGAGGAGGGAGGUAGAGGGAGGGGUGGGGGGUUAGGGAGGAUAGGCAAGAAAGAAGAGGUGUGUUUUGAGGUGCUUUUGGAACUGUGUAUGUGACGUGGCAGAACGGAUAUGAGGGGGCAGAGUGUUCCAGAGGGUAGGGGCAAGUACACAGAAAGCCCUAUCGCCAAAGGUUCUGAGUCUGGUGCGAGGAGUGGAGAGUAAGUCCUUGCUGGUGGAGCGCAGGGACCGUGACUGGGAGUACGGCUGGAGGAGGUCGGUGAUGUACUGGGGUGCCAAUGAGUGAAGUGAUUUGUAGGUGAGGAGGAGGAUUUUGUAUCAGAUCCUUUGUUUGAUUGGCAGCCAAUGGAGUUUCUUGAGGAUGGGGGUGAUGUGCUGCCAGGGCUUGGUGUGCGUUAACACCCUGGCAGCUGAGUUCUGGACAAUCAAACCAAAAUAUUUCCUGGUAACCUGUCCUUACUUACCUCACCUUCGCAAUCAAUCAAACAUACAACUUUUUAUAAUAUAUUACAAAUUAUAAGCUUUCAACAUGCUAACUAAAUACCAUGUUAUCAGUUUGGCGCUAAAAAGGUUCCUAUACAGUAUAUCCUUCUCAUUAGACCCAAGUACUCUGCUGGAAAUGAACGAUCUCAGAAACAGAUGCACAUCUGCAGUUGCCUUUUCUCUUCCUUUGAAACUGUGGCUUGCUUGACAGGCACUCCCUAGAUGUUGCUAAUCGGUUCCAAUCCUGGGAUCCACACCUGCUUCUGAUGACUCUCAGUGUAUGCAAAGGGUUCUCUAUUCUCCUUUUUGCUGUCUUUUCAGCCUCUUGAUCUUUACUUAGGCGCUUUCCCAGCUGACAUAUUCACUGCAGUCGGCAGCUGAAUGCUAGCUAUGACAGCUUACCAUACACAUACUUAAUUAGGCCCAGCAGGGACAAUGACAUCAUCAUUUCGGUGGGAGCACUACAUCGAGCAUAGUCGUUAUUAUGGGAGUUAAACCAAACUUACAGUAGGACCUAAAAAAAAAAUGUAUUUCCUAUAUUUUAACAUUGUAUUUGAAAAGGGACAUUUAUAUUUGCCCUUAACCUUAACCACAUCAUUUAUGAUGAUUAAGGGUGUAUGACUAACCCUUAACGAGAUAGUCUUUUUAACCCAAACCUUGAUGUUUUCCAGAACAAAACAAGUUGUUUCUUUGCCUUAAUCUCCGCCAACCUUUAUAUUACACCGUAUGUGGUUUUUUUAAACAGGAUUUGGUAUAUGUAUACUUACUACCAUUUACCUUUGUAUUCAAAUGUCAUGCUUUGAAAAGUAUACCUGGCACUUCUCAAAAUGACGUACUUUGAUAUGUAUACCUACUACCUAUUCACCUUUGAAUCCACAUUUCUUGUUUGGAUAUGUAAACUUAGCAUUACCUCAAAUCACUUGCUUUUAUAUGUAAUUGAUUUAUAUGAGAUUAAAUGUUGCUGGUCUUUCUGGUAUUUGUUCAAGGUUUUACUCUGAUGUGCAAGAUAAUUCAAAUGUUGUGCUAACAAAAUAAACAGCAAUGUUAACAUCA